Molecule: messenger RNA, 944 nt
Organism: Exophiala viscosa
Lineage: Eukaryota; Fungi; Ascomycota; Eurotiomycetes; Chaetothyriales; Herpotrichiellaceae
Product: Rieske domain-containing protein
Exons: 2
Coding region: 315-881 (188 amino acids)
Molecular function (GO): 2 iron, 2 sulfur cluster binding
Source: RefSeq, a predicted model, not a curated record
AUGCCUUUGUCACACCAUCAGCCAUACUCUCCUGGCCUCUGACCACAACGACAGAGUGCUAGCCUGGACUAGCAGACCGUACCUCCUCCAUGGCCCAGUUCCCCGGCGCCCGAUAUCAUGGCUGCUGAAGCUUUGACGAAAAGUGCUCUCGAUAUGAGAAAGCAAAGCACGAGUGCCCUCAGUCGUUGUCGCGAUGGACAUCGACGACGCGUCUUCUGUAACAGGCAGGUUCGCCGAGCGCAUUCCGUCUCUUCUUUGACCAUGUACCUUAGAUUUCUGUGUACCUUACAGUAAUCGUCACAACUCGCUCGGAGAUGAAACCUUUCAAGCCUCCAUCCCGGGCAGGCGCACAAUGGUUCUCGGCUGGUCUCGCUUCAUCUUUCCCCGAUCUUGAGUCCGACGAUGACAACAACCUGUCGGAACUUCGCAUCUGCAAUGGAGACCUUACACCAGGAUGCAAGGUCUUCCAGGUUCCUAGGGAGGCGGAUUCGGCGAUGACUCAACUGGCAGUUGCACCUGAUGACCAAGAGUCAUUUGAUGUUGGAGGAGGUCUCAAGGAUCAAGUGCUCAUCUUUCAGUACAAGGGCACAUUUCAUGCUAUUGAUCAUAAAUGCCCUCACGCAUCAUUUCCUCUGUCACAGGGCAACCCUUUUGACAUUGAAGAUUUUGGAGUCAUUCUCAGCGCUGGGCUCACCUGUUCAAAGCACGGCUGGUCUUUCGACCUCUUCUCUGGAAUGUCAGACCGUGGGAAGUACAAAUUGUCAGUCUGGGAGGUUCAAUUGCAUGAGACUACAUCAACUGACGAGGCUGACAAGGCGGACAAUGCCUUGAAGAGCACGGCUAGGGAAGUUUGGGUGAGGAGAAAACAACGAAUCGGUUAGAGUGAUCGAUUCGUGAUCUUCAACGGCUCGGACAACGAUUGUGCGGGAGCCGAGUUACUGUGG